Zychaea mexicana is the source of this 2658-nucleotide messenger RNA. RefSeq lists its product as uncharacterized. The coding region runs from base 1 to 2658 and encodes 885 amino acids. The record is from RefSeq and is a predicted model, not a curated record. Gene Ontology annotation, biological process: protein O-linked glycosylation. NCBI's taxonomy places the organism in Eukaryota, Fungi, Mucoromycota, Mucoromycetes, Mucorales, Lichtheimiaceae. Gene Ontology annotation, molecular function: mannosyltransferase activity. Gene Ontology annotation, cellular component: membrane. The transcript is spliced from 11 exons.
AUGUUUUCGCUUCGGUACCGGCGAACGUCAUAUGCCGCGCAUCAGCAAACAACUACCAGCAGUGGUGGCAACGACAUUGGUACAGACAACAACAGCAAGAGCCCCUUUUAUUGUGAUGAAGAUUACGACGCCAAGUCUAAAAAGCUCAGCAAUGUACGGCCGCAUUAUGUCAUGAAGGCCCUUGGCAGCGAGCUUACCGCUGUGACGGCACUGACUCUCGUUGCUCUCGUUUUUCGACUAUGGUCUAUCAACGUUCCACGUACUGUCGUAUCAGCAGAACUUGAAAUAUGCAACCAGAUCAAUUGGUAUAUGGCAGAAAAGUUCUUUAUCGGCGCAUAUCCACCACUUGCAGGCAUGUUUUACGCUACUCUUGCGCGUUAUUUCGGAUACAGUGGCGGUGAACCGAUCUAUUAUGCUGGCCAGUUCCCGUUGUCAGAAUUACGUGUCACUUCUGCAGCAAUUGGCACACUCUUGGUUCCAAUUGUCUACCUCACUGUUCGCAAAUUGGGUCACCAGCAGCCAGCUGCAACUACGGCUGCUGGUUUGCUUAUAUUCGAGAACGGCCUUAUCACACAAUCGCGUUUUUUAAUGCCAGAAGGAUUAUUGUGUCUGCUUUGCAGUCUGACAGCAUUAACAUGGGCGAUCCAGCUGAGGAAGCAAGAAAGGGAGCCAUUUAUGAUUCCGUAUAAUUUACAGGCUAUAACCGGCGUACUUAUGGGAUGUGCGUUAAGUAUAAAAUGGCAAGGCGUUAUUUCUCUUGUAGUUACAUGGACUUCUACGCUGACGUAUCUGUGGAAGAUUCUGGGCGAGAAAAAAUUUGGCUUUAACUACGUCGCAAAGCAAUUCAUUGCUCGCUUUAUCACGACAGCGGUGCUCCCAUUAUGCAUCUAUCUUAUGCUCUUCCACAUUCAUAUUGGCAUGAUCCCAAUGGCAGGCGACCAUGAUCUUGUUGUGAGUCCACGACUACGUUUCUCACUAGAAGGCAACGAAUUUCCAAAGACCCAACAAGAUAUUGCGUACGGCUCAAGCGUUGUCCUACGUCAUUGGGGCAGUAAUGGUGGCUAUUUGCAUUCCCAUUUCAAGCGAUAUGAAGGCGGUAGCACCCAGCAACAAGUAUCUGUUUAUCCAUUUGAGGACAUGAACAACAUCUGGGUCAUCCAUAAGGCUGAUAAUCGUUGGAACGCAUCACAGCCGGUCGAGUACGUUCGAAACAAUGACCGAAUAAUGCUGGAACACUAUUCGACAGUGCGCAAGCUUCACUCACAUGAUCAUCGGCCUCCUGUGAGCAACAAAAAGGAGCAAAGCGAAGUAAGUGCGUACGGUGACCCCUUAGUCCGUGAUCCCCAUGAUUAUUGGUGGAUCCAGGUCUUGUACGAUGAUGGCCAGAGCGAUGGCGAUGACAAAACCCCGAUCAAGGCAGUGAACACGCGUAUUCGUCUACUGCAUUCUCGUAUCUGCCAUUUGCUCAGUCACAACGUACGGCUACCCGAUGCAGACAAGCCUCAACAAGAAGCUAUCUGUAUGCAAGGUGCUAAAAAAGAACUCAGUGCUUGGGUUAUCGAACAAGCUUACCAUGAAAAUUUGGAAGGUGAAGAGUUGGUUGGCUAUGAGAAAAUGACAAGAAUGGAGAUCAUCAAAGAAGUGCAUCGGCACAUGCUGUCGUAUCGUUCGGUGAUGCAUGAUCAUUUGGCACCAACACCGCCUGCGGAUCCCACAUUCCAAAUACAGUUAUUAAAACGGGAGCAAGCCAAGCCAAUGGAUUGGUUCUUUGGAACAAAGGCAUACCGUUUAUGGGACCAAGUUGCUGGUCGAUCUGUUUAUCUGGCAAUGAAUCCGUCGGCCAAGGUGAUGACCUUUAUUGCCUUGGCUACAUGUGGCAUGUACAUGGCUUUAAGCACAAUCUUGCAAAAGCGUCAAAUCAAAUUACCGCGAGCAUUUGAGUGGGCAGCGUCCUUAAUCCACGCCCUUGCUCUUUAUAUGAUGCCCGCGUUCAAUCUAAAACUAGCAGACAGUUUGCCAAGCGCCUACUUCAGUGCCGGUCUCAUCGCCGUCGUAUUGGAUGCUGUUACAUUGCGCAUGAGCAGAAAGACACAAUACUAUGCAUGUUUGACAGUUGUGUUGCUUGCCUGCUAUGGAUUUAUCCAGCUCUAUCCUGUUUCAUACGGCAGUCGAUUCUGGACACAAAGUGAUUGCAGAAGACUGAAUGGUAUUGAUCUAGAAUGUAACCGAUAUCCAGAGACAAAUCCUCAUGCUCAACAGCAGCAACAACGAGUAACUGAGGACGAAAAACGCGACAAAAUAUCGAUAGUAUACGUUGAUAUGCCAGGAAAAGCUGAGCCGUUCCGCUACCAUAUUGGACAUGAAAUACAAGCCGAUGAGCAUAUUGCUGCUAUGCAGGGAGCGUCAUUCAGCAAAGCGUACCGCGAAGCAACUGGCACUGCCCGUUACCAUCGAGUCGAAAGCACGCCAGGUCCGUCGGAGACAGAAGUAGCUAUGUGGCAAAAGGAAAUAUUCGCACAUGCAAGAGAACGAGCUGAGCAAGAAGCGAUCAAGGUGGUAGAAGAGGCAAACAAGAAGCUAGAGGAGGAAGCAGCGCAGAAGGAACACGAGGAGCAAGGUCAGCAACAAGAAGCUGAACAACAGAAAGCAGAUGAUUAA